This is a messenger RNA of Monosiga brevicollis MX1, 2043 nucleotides long. RefSeq lists its product as uncharacterized. The coding region runs from base 1 to 1797 and encodes 598 amino acids. NCBI's taxonomy places the organism in Eukaryota, Choanoflagellata, Craspedida, Salpingoecidae. The record is from RefSeq and is a predicted model, not a curated record. Gene Ontology annotation, molecular function: phosphoribosylaminoimidazolecarboxamide formyltransferase activity; IMP cyclohydrolase activity. Gene Ontology annotation, cellular component: cytosol. The transcript is spliced from 9 exons. Gene Ontology annotation, biological process: 'de novo' IMP biosynthetic process.
AUGGCAGUCCCGAUUAAGCGUGCGCUGGUGUCCGUCUUCAACAAGACGGGCCUGGAGGAUUUAGCGUCUGCCUUUCAACAGUACGGCACAACCGUGCUUUCGACGGGUGGCACUGCCAAGAAGCUGCGUGAGCUGGGCGUGACCGUCGUCGAUGUCUCUGAGGUGACCAACUUUCCCGAGAUGCUGGAUGGUCGCGUCAAGACGCUGCACCCCAAGAUCCAUGGCGGUCUGCUGGCCAACCGCGCCAUUCCCGACCACCUCAAGCAGCUUGAGGAGCAUCAAAUCGAGCCCAUUGACCUGGUCGUCUGCAACCUUUACCCUUUUGAGGAGACGGUGGCCUCGGGCAAGGACUUUGCCGGUUGCAUCGAAAUGAUUGACAUUGGUGGUCCCACCAUGGUCCGAGCGGCCGCUAAAAACUGUGACAGCGUUGCCGUCGUGACCAACCCCGAGCAGUAUCCUCGCCUGAUUGAGGAGAUGGCUGCCCACGACGGUGCCCUGACCCUUGAGACACGCCGUCGUUUGGCCCGCGACGCCUUUGUGGCAACCGCGCGCUACGACUCAGCUGUGGCCGCCUACAUGUCCGACAACACGGAAUCUCCCGCCUUCAGCAGCCGCCAUUACGUUCAAGAGGGUGCCCUGCGCUACGGCGUGAACCCUCAUCAGAACCCGGCCUCCUACAGCCGUCUGGCUGGCGGUGACUUUCCCUUCACCGUGCUCAACGGCGCUCCCGGCUACACCAACCUCAUGGAUGCUCUCAACAGCUGGCAGCUGGUGCGGGAGCUGGAGGCCGCUCUGGGUGUCCCUGCGGCAGCCUCAUUCAAGCAUGUGAGCCCUGCCGGUGCGGCCAUUGCCCGCCCUCUCACCGAGGCCGAGACCGAGGCUUUUGAGGUGGUUGGUGUUGAGCUCUCCGAACAGGCAUUGGCCUACGUGCGCGCCCGUAACGCCGACCCCAUGUCAAGCUUUGGUGACUUUGCUGCCCUCUCCGGCACUUGCGACGCCAGUACCGCCAAGAUCUUGCGCCGUGAGGUUGGUGAUGGUGUCAUUGCCGCCGAUUACACCCCUGAAGCUUUGGAAAUUCUCAAGCAAAAGAAGGGAGGCAAGUACCUGGUCCUCAAGGGCGACGUGAACUACGUGCCGCCCGUUGAUGAGGUCAAGGAGGUCUACGGUGUGGCGCUUACCCAGAAGCGCAAUGACGCCGUCAUUACCAAGGACCUCAUGACCAAGGAAAUUGUAACGUCGGAGCAGCUGCCUGAGGAUGCGCUGCGGGACAUGGUCCUCGCUACCAUUACUGUCAAGUACACCCAAUCCAACUCGGUCUGCUACGCCGUUGGUGGCCAGGUGGUGGGCGUGGGUGCCGGCCAACAAAGCCGCGUGGAUUGCGUCAAGCUUGCCGGUCGCAAGGUUGACACCUGGCACAUGCGCUUCCACCCCAAAGUUCGCGCUCUGAAGUUCAAGAAGGAGGGCGUCUCGCGUCCGGAGCGUGUCAACGCGCGCGUAGCCUACAUCAGCGACGACAUGACCGCCAAUGAGCGGGCGCAAUGGAUCAAGCUGUUCGAAGAGGAGCCCGAGCCUUUGACGGCCGAGGAGCGUGCUGCAUGGUCCAAUGAGCUCAAGCAGGUCUGCUUGUCUUCGGACGCUUUCUUUCCUUUCCGCGACAACAUUGACCAGGCUACAAAGCACGGUGUUUCAUACAUUGCGCAGCCUGGUGGCAGCACCAAUGAUCAAGCCGUGAUUGAGGCCUGCAACGAGUAUGGCAUUGCCAUGGCUUUUACACGCGUCCGCGUCUUCCAUCACUAGACGCUCCAGAUGCGCUCUCUUUCUUCUUGGCUGGCUUGGACACCGGCAGUUGUCCAAGGUGCGGCUUGUCAAACACAUUAGGAUUGUUUAAUCGUUAUCGACCCUCUUCGAUGUUGUUGCUCGGAAUGUCUGUUUUUUGUUCCUGUUCCCAGCCUUUAACGUUGGGUAAACGCUUGUUUUGAACCCUACCAUUCCCUCCGCUCAUGUCUGAUCGGACCGGGAGCACAAUUGAUGCUUGUCUAUUGC